Messenger RNA from Penicillium brevicompactum, 468 nucleotides. RefSeq lists its product as uncharacterized. The transcript has a single exon. The record is from RefSeq and is a predicted model, not a curated record. The coding region runs from base 1 to 468 and encodes 155 amino acids. NCBI's taxonomy places the organism in Eukaryota, Fungi, Ascomycota, Eurotiomycetes, Eurotiales, Aspergillaceae.
AUGCGGGAUACUCCGCUACGAUCUAUUUAUCGACUUUAUGAGUUACACCUCUCUGAUCAUUAUGGCCGAAUAGGCUACGAGACGGAGUACUUCUUCUUUCGUCCAGAUUGGAAGUUGGAAAAUAUCCCCGACCCCAAAGAUCCUGACCCCCUUCGUUACGCAAUCAUCGCUUCCAUCACCGAGGAACUACACGAUGCAGUGAACUGGAGAUUGAGCUUAGGUUUACGGAGAAACGAAGAACAUGUAUAUCGAGAGGAGGAUAGUGACCCGUGGCCGCCGUUUACCCCUGAGAAGCUACCCGCAUGGACCACCGGCGUUGCACCAAUCGACAAGAACCAAUUGAAAGAAGAAGUUCCGCCUGGAAGUCUUGACCAAGCUGGGAAUCUGGUACUCGAGAAGGGUGGCAAAGCAUUCAAUUUCGCAAAACGCAACAUCAUCACAAACAGCGGAUGGCUUUAUACCAUUUAG